Mesitornis unicolor (brown roatelo) is the source of this 1878-nucleotide messenger RNA. It is a transcript of the gene SPATA16, whose product is annotated as spermatogenesis associated 16. The record is from RefSeq and is a predicted model, not a curated record. Gene Ontology annotation, biological process: spermatogenesis. Gene Ontology annotation, cellular component: Golgi apparatus. The transcript has 11 exons. Gene Ontology annotation, molecular function: protein binding. The coding region runs from base 1 to 1878 and encodes 625 amino acids. NCBI's taxonomy places the organism in Eukaryota, Metazoa, Chordata, Aves, Mesitornithiformes, Mesitornithidae.
AUGAAUGGGAAAUUGGCUGAAAUCAACCCCACAUCAAAUAUAGGGCUUUCCCUUUGUGAGCUUUCUGGUAAGGAGAAGCGUCCAGUAAUUUUUCUUGAGGGCCCCUUGGUACUAUAUGGCUGCUCAAAGAAAAAUUCCUGCAAACUUGUAUCUGAUGACUCUUUCUUUGCUCAUAUUAUGGCAUCAGAAAGCUAUAUUGAAUUCCGAAAAAGUCUUGAAAGGAUGGAUGGCAAGAAUGAACCCUCCCAGCAUAUGCAUAGUAGCAAGGAGUCAGAUGUAGCAACAACCAAAUUGAAUGUUCUUCCAGAAGCAGUUCAAGAGGUCAAAAAGCUCUUUGAAAGCACAGCAACAGUAAUUCUAAAGAGAGUUAAAAUGACAGAGAGAAAGAAGGAAAACCAAACUAAUAAUGUAGACAGAACAAGCUGUAAACGGAAAUUAGAAAACAGUGAAGAACUAGCUGUGAAAAAAGAAGAGACAACAUCAGAGACUGGCGAUCUGUUAAACCCGACACCUCUGCCUCAUAUUUCUCUGAAAAGGAUAAAGGCCAUAGAAAUUGAGUUGGUCUACACUAUUGAGGAGGACAUUUCCUUUGAGUUUGCUGAGCCUGGGGUUUCUACAAGCACACGAUCAGUGUGUGGGGAGUCUGAAAAAGCAGAUGCUCUGGGCACACCCAACGGCAGAGCUUUGCCCCAGCUUGACAUCCAGCUCCAGAAGACCCUCCAGGAGGCCAGCAGUUGCUACGGACAGGAGAACUACACAGCUGCAGUGGAGCAGUUCUCAGCAGCACUGGAGCUUUGCAGUAAAGGUGUUGCUGUAGUCAAUCCCUUCAAGGCAUCUCCAGAAGAUAUUUCCAGUAUCGUCAGUUUUAUUGAGGCAAAGCUUGUAGCCUGCUACUUAAAACUGGGGAAGCCUGAUGAUGCUCUGAAUCAUUCACACAGGAGCAUUAUUCUCAACCCAGCCUAUUUCCGGAACCACCUGCGCCAAGCUGCUGUGUUUAGGCGUUUAAAGAGACACACUGAAGCUGCAAGGAGCUCCAUGAUUGCUGACUAUAUGUACUGGCUGACAGGAGGCACUGAGCAGCGUAUAAGCAAACUCAUCAAACUGUAUUGGCAGUCUAUGAUUGAAGAAGCCAUCACUAGAGAAGAAUUUUUUUCAGUUAUGUACACACCAUUUGUGGGAAAACUGAAGACUGACACAAUAAACAAGAUAAAGGACAUUUUUGCUAAAAACCACCCUGAUUACGUGAAGCACAUAUAUACAGUUCCUCAUGGACAUCACUUCUUGCCACAGACAGCUGAGUGGUCGUCUCCCCAGAAGCACUGGCUGACUCUGGGCUUCAGAAACAAACAUAUUGGAAAAACCUUGGAAAGGUGGUCAAAUAGAAAACUACCAAUCUUUACAGACCGGAAAGCACCUUUCAGUCUUCUCACGGAAGAAGAAACACAAAAAUAUUGGGAUAACACAGGAAAAAGGAUCGUGCCAGUAAUGGAUUUUAUAAGUAGCACCAAAUUAACUGACGAGCACUGUGUGUGCUCACGGGGGAUAGAGAAGUUGCAUUACGCCAGCCUCCUCAGCCGCUUGCAGAGAGUGAAGGAACAGACCCAAGUGAUUAAUCAAGCGAUGGCUGAGCUUGCAACCAUCCCCUACCUGCAGGACAUCAGUCAGCAGGAUGCCGAACUGCUGCAGUCGCUAAUGGCAGAUGCCAUGGACAUCCUUGAAGGAAGAAGUGAUAAAGGACGUGUGUGGAAUCAAAUUCAGAAGAUUGGACUAAUUGAAGACUACUUAUACGACGUAGAAUAUAAUUACUUAAAGAGCAAAAGGCAGAGAGCAGCUCGGACAGCAAGAAGGAGAAUGAUGAGGGCUCAAAGUGUACUAUAA